AUGCCCAGGCCUAGCACCAAGCUAAACCCUGGAUCUGGACCACAACUCUUGAAGAAAUCCACACCCAUGCCCAGGCCUAGCACCAAGCUAAACCCUGGAUCUGGACCACAACUCUUGAAGAAAUCCACACCCAUGCCCAGGCCUAGCACCAAGCUAAACCCUGGAUCUGGACCACAACUCUUGAAGAAAUCCAUACCCAUGCCCAGGCCUAGCACCAAGCUAAACCCUGGAUCUGGACCACAACCGGUGCUAAGGCGUGGAUCAACAACUGGGCAAAGACCUGAACUAAAAGCAGGGAUCAGAUCUGGGCGAAGACCUGGAUCUAAACCGCUUCCGAUACCUGGGCCAGGAGCUGAGCUAAGACAAGGGCUCAGACCUGAUCCAAGACCUGGUCCAAGACCUGGGUUAAGAACUGGGUUAAGACCUGGGUUAAGACCUGGGCUAAGACCUGGGCUAAGAUCUUGGCUAAGACCCAAUCCAAGACCAGGAACUAGACCUGAUCUAACACCAGGGGUUAAACCUGGGCAAAAGCCUGGACCAAGAUCCAAACCUGACCCCAAACCUGGACCUAGACCUGGACCUAGACCCAAACCUGGACCUGGACUUAAACCUGGACCUGGACAAAGACAAAAAACUAAAACCAAACCUGCUCCAAUUUUUCAAAGAAGAGGACCUUUAAAACCACCCCCAAGCACUGUGACCCGAGGCCCACCAGGGCAUCUGGGUGACCAGGCCGUCACCGGCACCUUCGGCUGGCCGGAGGGCACCAGGGACAGCCCUGCCACCACCUGUCACGAGCUGGGUCUAAUCCACCCGCACCUGGAGGACGGGCUCUUCUACAUGGACCCGAACCAGGGCUGUCCUUACGAUGCCCUGCAGGUGCUCUGUAACUUCACAGCAGGAGGGACUACCUGCAUACAGCCUGUCACCUCUCAGAUUGCAGGAAAGUGGGAACCAGAAAAAAAUAAAUCGAAAAGUUCUGUUCAAUGGAUCAGUCAGCUAAAUAGUAGCAACAAGAUUGAGUAUGCUGGUUUAGAUGUCGUGCAGUUGCGGUUUCUACGGUUACACAGCCACUCUGCCUCCCAACGUGUGAGCAUAGGUUGCCAGGACAACCACGCCAUCGCCAACACAACUGGCAGGCUUCACUUUCUUGGAGACACUAAUACAAAGAUUGGUUCGAAGCAUAUCACCGUGACCAGGAAAGGUUGUGAGGUGGAGGUGGAGUUGAAGGUGUGGGGGAGCUCCGAGCUACAUCGGGGGGACAUGGAGCUCCUUCCUGUGAGGGGCCUGGGGGUGGAGGAGAGGGGGGGCCAGCCCAGGGACCCAGAGCCAAUCAUCACCCUGGGCCUCCUCUGCUUCUUAUAGCCUAACCCCUGGGGGAAGGCAGCUGGUCGCUUCUAAGGCAACGUCUUUAUAUAGGAGCUGGCUGCAGAGGGGAUGGUUAAGCAGUCGCUUGAAUCUCCAAUCUCUUCUGGAUCCCUUAUAUCAACUGUCUUUAGUUCAGUCUCGUGUCUUGUGUUUAUAUUUUAGUCAUGUAUUGAUGGAAACUUGCUUCCGAUGUAUUUUGGUUUUCAAAAGGAAAUGGAGAAUAUAAUGAAAUGGAAUUAAGGUAGAACUGUACUUCUGUAGUGUGGUCAUCUAAAGCCUAAAUAAUUUGUGUUGCUGGCAACUCCUCUUACUAUCACUGUCAUUUCAAACAUUUGAUAUAUAUAUAUAUAGGGUUUGAUGAUGUUGAUGUUAAUAGGGGUUGGCUUUACCAAAGGCUGGUAUGGAAGGAAUUUUGCUAGAGGGUCUGUAGAAUAUUGUAGUUGUUGUGUGUGUGGGUGGUUGUGUGUGUGUGUGUGUGUAACAGGGGUAAUGCAACAGCAUGGGGUGUGAUGAGAAUUAACUAUGCGUGAUGAGUUAUUGAUGAUGCUGUAAAUAUGUAUCAUUCAUAAAGAAAAAAAGAUAUAAUAUUGUGGGUGUUUGAGUCUGUGCAUGAAUUGUUUGAGACAUGUUUGUGUGUAUAUACUGAAUUUAAAUGUGUUGAGCUUUUAUAAAGGUUCAUGCCUGCUGAAGAUUACCUGAAAAUAUUGAUAUGUUGGAAUAUGUGGAUAUUGUCUUCAAAUUUUGUACUCUGUUUUACUGUCAAGUCACCCUUUUACUGUAAUUUCAACUGUUUCA
Osmerus eperlanus (European smelt) is the source of this 2163-nucleotide messenger RNA. Its product is annotated as tetra-peptide repeat homeobox protein 1-like. The record is from RefSeq and is a predicted model, not a curated record. Gene Ontology annotation, molecular function: extracellular matrix structural constituent. Bases 1 to 1365 code for a protein of 454 amino acids. The transcript is spliced from 6 exons. Lineage: Eukaryota; Metazoa; Chordata; Actinopteri; Osmeriformes; Osmeridae.